This is a messenger RNA of Alnus glutinosa, 1497 nucleotides long. RefSeq names its product probable polyol transporter 6. The transcript has 3 exons. Lineage: Eukaryota; Viridiplantae; Streptophyta; Magnoliopsida; Fagales; Betulaceae. Gene Ontology annotation, molecular function: carbohydrate transmembrane transporter activity. Gene Ontology annotation, biological process: transmembrane transport. The coding region runs from base 1 to 1497 and encodes 498 amino acids. Gene Ontology annotation, cellular component: membrane. The record is from RefSeq and is a predicted model, not a curated record.
AUGGGGGAGAUAGUGGGGAAGGGUAAUGGAGAAAAGUUGAACAAGUAUGCUCUUUCCUGUACCAUAGUUAUCUCUAUGAUCUCCAUAAUAUUUGGUUAUGAUACUGGUGUUAUGAGUGGUGCCAUGUUAUUCAUAGAAGAAGAUCUCAAAAUCAACGACAUCCAAGUGGGAGUCCUCGCCGGAAUCCUAAACCUAUGCGCCUUGGUGGGUUCCCUAAUAGCCGGGAGAAUUUCAGAUUACAUUGGUCGUCGUUAUACAAUUGUUUUAGCCGCCAAUGUUUUCAUGGUUGGCUCGGUUCUGAUGGGGUAUUCCCCGACCUAUCCGGUACUACUAACCGGAAGGUGCAUUGCUGGGAUUGGCGUGGGAUUUGCACUUAUGAUUGCACCUGUUUACACUGCGGAGAUUUCGCCUCCUAAAUCCCGCGGCCUCCUCACCUCCCUGCCGGACAUGGCCAUCAGCUUUGGCAUCUUACUUGGCUAUAUCUCAAACUACUUCUUCGCCAAAUUGACUUUGAAGCUUGGAUGGAGGCUGAUGCUUGGUGUUGCAGCAAUCCCUUCGCUUGCCUUGGCUAUAGGCAUCAUGAAAAUGCCAGAGUCUCCCAGGUGGCUUGCAAUGAAAGGCCGUCUAGGUGAAGCAAAGAAAAUGUUGAUGAAAAUAUCCAGUAGUAAAGAAGAAGCCGAGAUGCGGUUCCAGGACAUCAAAAGUGCAGUUGGGAUCGAUGAAAACUGCACAGACAAUGUUGUCAAGCUUUCCAAAGAGGCUCAGGGCGGAGGGGCUUGGAAAGAGCUGUUGAUAAGGCCUACACCUGCUGUCCGCUGGAUUUUAUUCGCAGCAAUCGGACUUCAUUUCUUUGACCAUGCAACGGGCAUUGAGGCGAUUGUGUUGUACAGUCCAAGAAUCUUCAAGGCAGCUGGAGUCCACGACAAGGGAAAGCUCUUGCUUGCAACUGUUGGGGUAGGCCUUACGAAGACUCUGUUUAUAUUUGUGGCUACAUUUCUUCUCGACAAAGUUGGAAGGAAGCCGCUAUUAAUGAUAGGCACAAUGGGUAUGGUUAUAGCCCUAGCAGUGCUAGGUUUUGCCCUUACCAUGGUGGAGCACUCAAAAGAGAAGCUGAUGUGGGCGCUGAUCCUCAGCAUUGUUUCUGUCUAUACAUUUGUUGCUUUCUUUUCUAUGGGAAUUGGGCCUAUCGCGUGGGUGUAUCUCUCCGAGAUAUUCCCCCUCAGGGUGAGGGCGCUCGGCGUUGGCAUUGGGGUGGCUGUGAAUCGUGUCAUGAAUGCCUCGGUUUCCUUUUCUUUCAUUCCAAUUUACAAAGCAAUUACAAUCGGAGGGGCCGCCUUCAUGUUUGCUGGCUUUGGCGUGUUGUCUUUGGUGUUCUUCUAUUUCUUCUUGCCGGAGACCAAGGGGAAGUCUUUGGAAGAGAUUGAGAUGCUCUUUGGCAAAACGAAGAAAGAUGUUGGAAUAGAAGCUCAGCCCAUACGCAAUCAAUAUUAUCAAUAG